AUGUCGUGGUUUUGGUCAACAGUUACAACAACAUCAUCCUCAACGGAUUUAGACUCUGAAAGCACUUCAAAUUUUGUGAAUGAUUAUACAUCAGAAUCCUCAAAAGAAACAUUCAAUACCUUACGACAUCAUCAUCAUCCACCAAAAGUACCAACAAAGAGUAUAGAUUCAAUAACAUCAUCCAUACCAAGAACAUCCUCAACAUUAUUUGAUCCAUUAAAAACAAUAGCAGAUAUCUCUGCAGAUGACUUAAGAUCAUUCGAUCCAACAGAAGGAUUUUUAAAAUUUUUUGGCACAAAAAAGUCUUCUCAUGACAAUCCACUUCUUCAUAGUGUUUUACCUCAAACAUCAUCGGUAGAGGAGAAUAAUUUUCAUCAUUAUUCACAACAGUUAGACGAGACUGCUUUGAGUACAUUGGACGAUUUUCAUACCAAAAAUUUACCCUUUGACAAUUCAAAUAAUUUUGAUCCAAUGGGAAAUUUAGAAAAUUUAAUUAGUGAAUCAUAUAAAUUCAUUCGCAUGGCAGAUGACCUCCAUGAUGUAGCAAGAUAUUUGAAUGACAUGAGGUUAUGCUUUAUAGCAUUAACUGUUACUUGUUAUAUAAUAUUAAUUUUAUAUGGAAUUACAUUAUGUGUUAGGAGGAGUAGGAGGAAUAAUGCAGCAAAUUCUAGAAGGCCUAGAUGGGAUUAUCAGGUUGAAGCACAACCAGAAUAUCGUAGCCACAAUGAUGAUCAAUCAAAUACCGGUACCAUACCAACACAAAAUUUUAUGAGCCGUAAUGCACGCUCUACAGCACCACCAUUUAUGAGGCAUGGAAUGUCUAUGAAUCAUUCUCAACAAACAACACGAUUAAUGACAGAUUUGGAUGGAACUGUCAAGCAUCAACUUCCAAAAAUAUCAUCAGUCAAUGAGACUAAUUCUACAGAUACAGAACAUGAAACUAAGAACAGUAAAACAAAUGAAAAAAGAAAUGGUGUGAUGGAUAUUUAA
Strongyloides ratti is the source of this 990-nucleotide messenger RNA. RefSeq lists its product as hypothetical. The record is from RefSeq and is a predicted model, not a curated record. Bases 1 to 990 code for a protein of 329 amino acids. The transcript has 4 exons. Lineage: Eukaryota; Metazoa; Nematoda; Chromadorea; Rhabditida; Strongyloididae.